AGGCGUUGCACAGUAAAGAUAAGUUGUUUCAUUUCCCUACUGUUCUGGAAAGCGGGAUCACUCGCCUGCAGUUUCAUAUACGAUAACUUGAUUUAAUGUGAGUUGCUCAAACAGAGUUAUCCUCUUUGUUUAAGCAGCCUGUAGAAGAAGAAGAAGAAGAAGAAGAAGAAGAAGAAGAGCGCUUCACAAUGUGGAACAGAAGAAAACUGUGUCUUACUGCACUCAUUUUCACAGCUGUCUGCUUCAAAGCGACUGCAGGAGAAACAAAGCUAGUGGACACGAGGCACUCACACGUUGUAGAUGACAUGUACAAAGGAUGCCGUGAAGAGGCCAUGGAGACGUACAUCCAUUCAGGCCUGUUAAAACAGGAGCUAAACAACAGUCAAGAAUUCCAGAAAGCAUGGAGCGCAAACGCUGAGUGUUCAACGCUGAUCCCCGGAGGAAUGACAGAGCAUACUGCUGCGCUUUCCAUCUAUGAUCACUCUGAUAGAUCUUUUUUGAAAACCUUGGACGAAGCAGUGGAGACAAUGGGCGUAAAUGCAAGCAUCUAUGAAAGCAACUUCCAUUUCAAGGCUCUUCAUUUCCUGCUUAUGGAUUCCAUAACCUUGCUAAAACAAAAGGAGUGCAAGAUUGCUUACUGGGCUCCAGAAAACAAAGUCAUACCAGCAAAAGGCUCAACUGUAAGAUUUGGAAGUUUCGUCUCAGUUAACUCAAACUAUGACUGGCUAAUUCGCAAUAUCGAUAUGGAGGGGACGGUGCUUUAUAAUAUCACAACUUGCUUCUUUGUCAACUUGGGGAACCACACUUGCAGUACAAACAAGGAUGACUUGCUCCUAUCUCCAGCUGAAGUCUUCACAGUGGAGAAAGUGGCUAAGAGAAUGACUGAUGAUGAUGAAGAAUACACUGAGAUCAUUUUGAAACAUCCAAAACUGCACAGCACACACAACUGUUUCUCUUUUUCAAGGUCUGCAGCUGUCGUCUCCACCCAGUGGCUUGUACCCAUGCUUGCGGCUUUGCUUUUUUUUCUUUAACUGUUUGGCAAAAGCCCUGAUCAUCUCUGAGAGUGAUCACAGUGUAAAACACUGCUCUGUUUGUUCAUCUGAACUAUUGUUUUGCUUUGAUGUCUGCAAAAAUAUAUUCCUAACAAAGCUGCGAUGUGAUUUGAAUUCUAGACUAAUAUCAUUGUUUUUAAAUGCAUAGCAACAUAAUAUACUUUUUAGUUUGAUUUUUGAGACUUCAGUGUCUUCAAAGAACUGACAGGAAAUGAGAGAUGGGAAACGACCUGCAACAAAGGUUCCCAGCUGGACUCAAGUUGCAGUUUAUGGUCGGCAUUUUAACCGCUGUGGCAUCCAAAUGUAAAGCAGUUUCAUCCAGUCAUGUUAGAUAAAUGAGCUGAAAUGUAGAAAUACAUAAAUAACCUAGUUGAAAUCGUCUUUUUUUACUCUUACAUUGCAAAGCUGCACAGUGUUUCUGCUCAAGGCAAUGAACAAAGAAAGUUUGUAUGAUUGUAUAAACUUCACUAUGGAGCAGCUAUAAAAAAUGCUCUUUGUGUGAAUGAGGAACUGAUUCUGUUAACUGAACCCUUAAUUUGUUGAUCUUUUGUUUCAAGUUCAGUGAAUUCAACUAUUUUUUUUUUUUUACCAUUUCAGCAACAAAAUUUGACAGCAACAAACUUUUUUUUUCCAGGAAGCAGAUUCACAUUUUUAGGCUCAACCAGCUGACAGCAAGGUCAUCUUUGGUUUGUUUGUGGAGUUCUGUCAACUUCACUAAAAGAUCAGGAAUUUUGAGAAGCUGCUUACAGUCACAACGUGCAGCCGUAUUCGAAAUACUACUGUACUGCUCCUGUUUAACUGCUUCUAAUAACAUACAGUCUUAUUUUAUCUUUCCGUUUCCAUCAAUGUUAAAUAAAAAAACACACCUAUUGAUCAGGAAAAGUCUUAUUGAACACUCAUCCCUACAUAUGACUGAGAUAAAAUCUAACUAAACAGUCAAUCACACAGAGAAUAUAUGAGCUUUAACAGUAUUUUUUCAUCAUUAUACAACAAUGAAGCACAUAUUCACUAUACAGACUUAUUGGAAUUUGUCUCCAUGUGUUUUUUCAGUACCAAAACAUCACAAUAUUACAUACUAUCAACAAAUAAUCGCAAAACAAUACCCCCAAAAUUUUCAUUUUAAAAUGGCACAUGCUUCGUCCAACUAGCAACAUUUACAUUAGCAAGCACUUGUGAAUUUACAUUUUGUCAUAAAAAGCAGGUAAGAUCUGACCAGCUUCGUUUUAAUGCCAGUGUCACAGUCAUAGAUUUAAUGCUUAUAGGGCAAUGUUAACCCUUAGAGGCAUAAGUGGGUCAAAAAUGACCCAGUGAGGUCAUUUUCUUCCAGUAUUUUUGUAGUGAAGUCAUUAUUUCAUAUUGUAGGUAUUCCUUAAAAAAACAUGUUUCUGCCAUCUUUCUAUUAAACAUUUUAAGUUACCUUUUAUAGUUUUAAAGAAAUUGUAAUGUUUGUAUUACUAACCCAAGCUCUUUAUCACUGAUGUCAUACAAGAGAUGAUGCAGUGCACAAACAAAAUGAGUGUUGGCAUUCUUCUAUUGCUGUUAUGUGUAAUGUUGUUGUUUUUCAAUUAUCAAAAUGUUCAAAAUCUGUCAGAAAGGGAAAAAUAAACAUAUUUCAAAGAUGAAA
Acanthochromis polyacanthus (spiny chromis) is the source of this 2676-nucleotide messenger RNA. Its product is annotated as NAD(P)(+)--arginine ADP-ribosyltransferase 1. Gene Ontology annotation, molecular function: NAD+-protein-arginine ADP-ribosyltransferase activity; NAD+ poly-ADP-ribosyltransferase activity. The record is from RefSeq and is a predicted model, not a curated record. Bases 189 to 1031 code for a protein of 280 amino acids. NCBI's taxonomy places the organism in Eukaryota, Metazoa, Chordata, Actinopteri, Pomacentridae. The transcript is spliced from 4 exons.